AUGGAUGAGGUGUCAUCACAGGUCUCAGGUCUGUCGAGGCUGAGUGCAAAGUCAGUUUACUUGCAAAGGCAGGAGUACGCAGUGUCUAUAAACAAGAUGAUGAACAAAUUUCAGUACAGAGUGGAGCACUUGUUCACUUGUGACCUGGAUGGGAAGGAUUUGAAAAACGUAGGUGACUGUGUGGAGCGUCUGAAGCUGCUGGACGGGAUGGGUCGUGUGUGGGGUCAGAACAUGCAGCUGGAGGUGCGGGGUGUCAACCUGCUGCUGACAGACACCGAAACCAAGGAGGAGCUGGAGUCCAUGGCCCUCAGCGACAUCCUGGAGCUAAAGGCUGUGCUGGACACCGGAGUGUUUAACUCCCUGCUCACUAUGUCAGUACAACCCGGGAGAAAAAAGACCACCACUGUCUUCAUGUUCCAGUGCGAGGAAGUCAGGGCUGACUACGUUCAAAGGGAUCUGUCACGAGCACUGUCACGCAGGCGAGAGGAUCCAAGCUUCAGCAGCAGAGCGGGACUUAUAGCUGCUCAUGAAGGACUGAAAAACCAUCGUAAUGCUGCGACAACCCCUGAACCCAAAGAGCAGAGCCCUGCACUUCACCCAGUGCCCCUGUGGACGUCUCCUGACUAUGAAGAGGAUGACGUGAGCGACGAUGAGCCUGAACUGCUCGUACCUCAGGAGGAAGAGGAGGAGGAUGAGGAGGAGCAGGGGGGUUCACCUUCUAGAGAGGAGGUGCCAUCACCACAGCCCCCCAGCACUGAAGAAAAAUACUUGCCUCCUCCACAACAGUACACAGAGCUGAACAGGAGUGUGGAUAUCUUGAAUCAUAUUCUAACUGACAUUGAAAUCUUCAUGGGACAAGUAGCUGCAGUAGCAGCUAAAAAUGCAAAGAAAAAGAAGAAGAAGAAGAAAGGAAAAGUCCUGGACGGCAUGCCCCCUACAGAAGAAUUUGCAGGAUGUCUCCAUAAAAUCAAAUGUGGUUUCAACCUUCUGGGCGAGCUCAAUGGCAGGAUUAAUAAUCCCAGUGCUGCUGAAUUUGUUCACUCCCUCUUCUCCACAUUAGCAUUCGUCAUAACUCACUGUCCUGAGCAUCUGCCACCCAGCAUUGUGGCUCCAUUGCUGACGCCUCAGUGUAUCCGUCUCAUGAGUGAAGAGGCGUCCUCAGAGGAGGACCGGCUGUGGCAGUCUCUCGGAGACGCCUGGAACAUCCCCAGUACCAAAUGGCCGGAGGAUGACGAGGACAUCCCAACAUACACUCUGGAGUUCUCUGACGGCUGGCAGCCGCCUGAGGUAACUGCAGCAACUGCACUCAGUGAACCUGUGAGCAGACAGGAGACUCCACAACCUUCACACGGCCAGACUUCAGCCAAGUGGACACCACCACAUCGUCCACAAAAAGCACGCUCAGGUGAGUCAGAACCACGUCGCAUGUGUGUUAUGUAUGACUUCAUUUCAAGAAACCACAGAGAGCUCACCGUCAGAAAAGGAGAAAUAGUCGAGCUGCUAGACACAGCGAAGCAGUGGUGGAAAGUGAGGAACAGCACGGGGGAGGAGGGCUUCGUACCCAAUAAUGUCCUGGAGGCUCAUGACGAACAACCUGAGGAGCGACAUCAAGGGUCUCCUGUCCUAACGAAGAAGUCCAAGCCUGCAGAAGUGAGAGCCUGGCUGGAAGACAAAGACUUUAGUAAAAUCACUGUACGCUGCCUGGGCGUGCUGAGCGGCUCUACUCUCCUGGGGAUGACCAGAGAGGAACUGAAGACGGUGUGUCCUGAAGAAGGAGGACGAGUCUUCUUCCAGUUACAAGCAGUCAAGUCUGCCUUGGCUGCUGCCAAUUAAGUGAGACCAUCGAGAUGAGGAUCGAAGGAGGAGGAAUCAUG
Molecule: messenger RNA, 1874 nt
Organism: Seriola dumerili (greater amberjack)
Lineage: Eukaryota; Metazoa; Chordata; Actinopteri; Carangiformes; Carangidae
Gene: eps8l3a
Product: epidermal growth factor receptor kinase substrate 8-like protein 3
Exons: 18
Coding region: 1-1833 (610 amino acids)
Biological process (GO): Rho protein signal transduction; positive regulation of ruffle assembly; regulation of Rho protein signal transduction
Cellular component (GO): vesicle; plasma membrane; ruffle membrane
Molecular function (GO): actin binding
Source: RefSeq, a predicted model, not a curated record